Molecule: messenger RNA, 1569 nt
Organism: Cajanus cajan (pigeon pea)
Lineage: Eukaryota; Viridiplantae; Streptophyta; Magnoliopsida; Fabales; Fabaceae
Product: homeobox-leucine zipper protein HAT4
Biological process (GO): regulation of DNA-templated transcription
Cellular component (GO): nucleus
Molecular function (GO): DNA-binding transcription factor activity, RNA polymerase II-specific; sequence-specific DNA binding
Source: RefSeq, a predicted model, not a curated record
GAGAAAGAGGGGUUAGGAGAGAGAAAGGAAGUGUGGGGCAAACGGCAGGAUUCAGAUAAUUGGGGCUUCCUCACAUAAAUAAAGUCAUGAUUGAAGUCUCCACUUGUUUCUAUAUAACCCCCCACACCACUUCCUUCAUCUUCAUCGCAACCUCAACCUCAACCAUGACGCUUCAAAAAGAAGCUCAUUUGGGUUUGACCCUAAGCCUCCACCCUUUCACUUCUUCAGGUGAGGCUGGAUCAUUCCUCCGCGGAAUCGACGUGAACCGGUUACCUUCCGCCGUUGACUGCGAAGACGAAGCGGGUGUUUCAUCUCCCAACAGCACCGUUUCCAGCGUCAGCGGAAAGCGCAGCGAAAGGGACCCCAAUGGGGAAGACCAGGACACCGACAGAGCCUGUUCCAGAGGCAUCAGCGACGAAGAAGAGGCCGAAACCACUCGGAAGAAGCUUAGACUCUCCAAAGACCAAUCCAUAAUCCUCGAAGAGAGCUUCAAGGAACACAACACUCUUAACCCCAAGCAAAAGCUCGCACUCGCCAAACAGCUUGGUCUCCGACCAAGACAAGUGGAGGUGUGGUUCCAAAACAGAAGGGCAAGGACUAAGCUGAAGCAAACGGAAGUGGACUGCGAGUUUUUGAAAAGGUGCUGCGAGAAUCUCACGGAGGAAAACAGAAGGUUGCAGAAGGAAGUGCAGGAGUUGAGAGCACUCAAACUUUCCCCGCAGUUCUACAUGCACAUGACCCCACCCACCACUCUUACCAUGUGCCCCUCUUGCGAGCGCGUCGCGGUUCCUCCCUCCGCCGUCGAUUCUGUCUCUGCCACGCGUCACCAUCACGUCCCUCGCGCUUUCCCUCUUGGCCCAUGGGCCUCCUCUGUUCCACACAGGCCCUUCGAUGCCCUCCGUCCCAGAUCUUGACUAAUUCACCAAAAAUUUAUAAAUAAAAAAAAAUUGAACCCAUGAAUUGUGUGUUCAAAGUGUGGUCUAAGAUAUGGUGGUUAGGAAAACCGAUUUUGUGGGUCUCUAAUGUUUUGUACUAGUUUGACCCUUCGUCUUCUAGUUAGGUUUCUUAGCUUCUAAUACUUACUGCGUUACUCUCAUUAUUAUUAGUCAGAGACUUUCUGUAAAGUUCAGUGCUCUUAGUUAAUUAUUAUAUGGAGUAUAUAGUAGCUUUCUUGUGUAAGCAGAUUUUGUUAAAGUCAAAUUAAUAUCUGGUUUGAUUGCGAUCCUACGUUACAUGCUCCGAAGAUCCUUAAUUGAUUACGAAGAUGCGGGAAUUCGUGGGUUUUGGGUGCGAAUUGGACGAGUGGAAAAUAAUUUAAACAUGCUAAUAGGAGUUUACCCUGAACGACCAAACAAUGGUUCAACAAUUUUGGGCCAUGAUGGGCCCCAAUGGAGGAUGCCUUCUAGUUGUAGAAGGGGAAAGAACCUUAUUUUGAUGGAUUAUGUGAGCAUUGGUCGAUUUAAAAGUUGUAGAUGCUUGUUUUAUUAACAUUGCCCUAUCCCUACUCCUGCGGGGCUACCCUGCUAUUGUCUGGUUAAAUUGGUUAAUACAAAUGUGUGUUGAUCUCUC